Messenger RNA from Lycium ferocissimum, 1448 nucleotides. RefSeq lists its product as uncharacterized. The record is from RefSeq and is a predicted model, not a curated record. NCBI's taxonomy places the organism in Eukaryota, Viridiplantae, Streptophyta, Magnoliopsida, Solanales, Solanaceae. The transcript is spliced from 9 exons. The coding region runs from base 114 to 1244 and encodes 376 amino acids.
GCCAAUUUGUACUUAGCGUUUCUUGCUUCUCUCUGAAAGAUUUCAAUUAAUAAAUAGUGGAACCUGUUUGUUUUUCUUGUCAAGGUAUAGAUAACUUGUUCAGAGACGGCAAAAUGGGGGUGAAUGAGUUAAAGGAGGCCUUAAUCUUUCUAUGCAAAGGACAAUUCUGGAGAAUGGCUGUUAUGUGGACUAUCUCUCUCAUCCUAUCAUACCUGCAGGUGUUUGCCCAAAGGCAUUACUCGCGGAAAUCCAAAUUCUAUGAGCGUUCUUCACCAUUAUUGUUUACAGCAUCAUCUAAUCCUGCUAUUGCUUCUAUCAAAAAGCCAAUUUGCAUAAUUACAGGUGCCUCAUCUGGUUUAGGUGCUGCUGUUUCCUAUGCCCUUGCUAAAGAAGGUUAUUAUGUUGUUGUUGCUGGAAGAUCAUUGCACUCAUUGUCAAUGAUUGUGUCUGAAAUCCAAGAACAGAUAGAUGAUGCUAGCGUAAAAGCUUUUCAGGUUGAUUUGUCAUCAUACAAGUCAAUCUUGAGCUUCAAACACGCCCUUCAACAGUGGCUAUUGGACUCAGAUUUGCAUUGCUCUGUCCAGCUCCUAAUAAAUAAUGCUGGAAUCCUUGCGACAUCGUACAGAAUCACUGCAGAACAAUGUGAUCAGAUGAUGUCAACUAAUUAUAUUGGUCCAUUUUGUCUUACAAAACUGCUUUUGCCGCUACUAGAACAGAGCCCUGUCCCUUCUCGUGUUGUUAAUGUUACUUCAUUCACUCAUCGGAAUGUGUCUAGCAUGGAGGUCACUGGAGAAACAAUAUCUGGGCAGUAUUUUUCAAAAUUAAGUUUGUAUCCAUUUGCUCAAGUGUAUGAGUAUUCCAAAUUAUGCGUUCUGCUCUUCACAUAUGAGCUUCAUCGGCAAGUUUGUCUGGUGGAGAAAUCUCAUAGUGUCUCUGUCAUUGCUGCAGAUCCUGGAGCAGUGAAAACCAACAUUAUGCGAGAAAUUCCUUCAUGCCUCUCAUGGUUUGCGUUCUACAUUUUAAAUCUUUUGGGGCUUUUGCAGUCUCCUGAAGUAGGAAUUGACUCUGUUCUAGAUGCAGUACAUGCGCCCCCAGAAACCUCGGGAGUAUACUUCUUCGGAGGAAAUGGUAGAACUCUAAGAUCUUCUCGGCUUUCUUAUAACUCCAAACUUGCAAAAGAUCUCUGGGAUGAUUCGUCUCAAAUUUUCCUUGAACGGCAGCUUGCUUACCGGGAUAAAACUUGACCAGAGACAUUAACCUGGCAACUUUCCUCAGUAUGUGUGGAGCAUGAACUUGAGUUUUGAUUAAAAAAAAUUAUAUACAUUUAUUUUCUAUGCAUUUUGGAAGAGGUUCAAGUUAGUAUCUUGAUGUUUUAAUUACCUUUGUAAGUCCUGUUUAUGUUAGUAGUUAUUAAAGUAAGGCAAGUAUUCAGCCAUUAUUAAUUUUUA